UUUUUUUUAUUUUGAUGGGGCUACUGUGAAUUAAGAUCUUAGCAGUUAUUCCACCUCAGAUAAAACAUUUAUUCUUUCCAUCUUUAUAUUAAAAUAGGUUUUCUAGAGUUUUAUGUGACUGUGAAAAUCUUCAGUUCUCUGUUGUGUUUGGCUAAAAAUCUUUCUUCCUUAAAUUAGAUGUACUGUUUGACACAUAAUAUAAAACACACACUGAGAGACACAAACACACACUCUGGGCCUGGUACAACAGUAAACAAUAAGACAAAAGCUCUGUGUUUCUCUGCAGCCUACUCAGAUCGACAACACUGCUGUCCUCAGUCUGACAGGAACACCAGGACCUCCUGGAUCCUCUGGGACCUUUUGGACUUUCUAGGACUCUACAGGACCCUCUGGGCACAUGGACCCUAAACGUCUCACCUCAGGCUCUCAGCAGCAGGCUUGGCUGAGGAAAAAGAGGACAAGGAGAGAGUGGAGACCACUGGAGGACCGGAGCUGCACGGACCUGCCCUGGUUCCUGCUCUUCGCCAUCUUCUGCGUCGGCAUGGGCGCCAUCUGCAGUUUCACCAUUGUCACUGGCGGCGCUGGUCGUCUUGUCUUUGGAUACGACAGCUACGGCAACACCUGCGGCAGACGCAACGAACAGAUUGAAGGCUUCAGGCUCAGCGGCCUCGACCACACCGACAGGAAGUUUGUCUUCUUCUUGGAUCCCUGCAACGUCGACAUUGUUCAGAGGAAGAUCAAGUCCAUGGCUCUCUGUGUUUCUCUGUGUCCCACUGAGGAGCUGCAGACAUACGAGGACCUGAAGAGGUUCGCCAUGCUCAACGGUUCUGAGCUGUGUUCCUAUGAGUUAGCGGCUCAUAAAUAUCCCAGUCUACCUGAGAGGUUCUCCAAAUGUCCCAAACUCCCUGUUCCACCCAGUAAACCGCUGCCGGUGUUUAACCGCUGCACGCCGGUCGACAUUUCCUGUUAUGGCAAGUUUGCGGAGGCUGUGGUGACGUUUGUGGGUGAUAACAGUGUCCUGCACCGACUGAUCGCCGGUGUCGCCGCCAGCAAAGAGAUAAUCAUCGGACUGUGUGUGUUCGCUCUGGUGCUCUCCAUGAUCCUCAUGGUGAUCAUUCGCUAUAUCUCAGCUGUUCUCGUCUGGAUCCUCACCUCUCUGGUCAUCCUCGGAUCCCUCGCGGGGACCAGCGUCCUCUGGUGGCUCUACAUUGACCACCGGCUGUACGGGAAUAACACCGCCACCUCCAAAGUGACAAAGGACAUGAAGGAGGAGGUGCAGGUCAGCAGAGACAGUGGCCAGGCGCUGCUUGUCUAUGCUGUCGCCGCCACUGUCUUCACUAUCAUCUUGCUGCUGCUGAUGCUGUUCAUGAGGAAACGAGUGGCUCUGACCAUCGCUCUCUUCCAUGUGGCAGGAAAAGUCUUCAUCCACCUCCCCCUCCUCACCCUGCAGCCCUUCGUGACCUUCCUUGCUCUACUGCUGUUCUGGAUCUACUGGAUCCUGGUCCUGCUGUUCUUGGGAACCACCGGGAACCCAGUCCAGAAUGAGGAGACGGGGCUGACAGAGUUCAGACUGACGGGUCCUCUUCAGUACCUGACUUGGUAUCAUGCUGUGGGUCUGGUCUGGAUCAGCGAGUUUGUCCUGGCCUGUCAGCAGAUGACUGUGGCCGGAGCCGUUGUCACAUAUUACUUCACUAGGGACAAGAACCGACUCCCGGUGACCCCGAUCCUGUCCUCAGUCCUGAGGCUGGUCCGGUAUCACCUGGGUACCGUCGCUAAAGGGUCCUUCAUCAUCACACUGGUCAAGAUCCCUCGACUCAUCCUCAUGUACAUCCACAACCAGCUGAAAGGAAAGGAGAAUGCGUGUGCUCGCUGUCUGCUGAAAACCUGUAUCUGCUGUCUGUGGUGUUUGGAGAAGUGCCUCAACUAUCUCAAUCAGAAUGCAUAUGCAGCCACAGCCAUCAACAGCACAAGUUUCUGCACGUCUGCACGUGACGCCUUUGUGAUCCUGGUGGAAAACGCUCUGCGCGUCGCCACAAUCAAUGCUGUCGGAGACUUCGUGCUCUUUCUGGGGAAGAUCCUGAUCAUGACAACAACCGCAUUCGCUGGCGUCCUCCUCCUGAACUACCAGCGGGAUUACGCCGAGUGGCUGCUGCCUCUCAUCAUUGUGUGUCUCUUCUCCUUCCUGGUGGCCCACUGCUUUCUGUCCGUCUUUGAGAUCGUGGUGGACGUCCUCUUCCUUUGCUUUGCCGUGGACACCAAGUACAAUGACGGCACUCCGGGGAAGGAGUUCUUCAUGGAUAAAGCUCUGAUGGAGUUUGUGGAGAGCAGCCGACGGUUGGAGCGGGUGGUGGAGCGGGUGGUGGAGCGUGGACGGGGCCGGGUGAAGGACGCAGUGUCAGAGGGGGCAGAGAUGAAGCCCAUGGCUCCGGGGACGAGUUCAGCUUGACCAAAAUCAGCCAAUGGGACUUCUUUAAAAUAAGAGACAUUCCAAAUGUUUAUUUUUACCAACGUGUAACAUGUUUACUAUGGUUUCACUCCAGGGAAAACGAUAUUUUAAUAAGAAACUGUAAAAAGGUAACAAUGUAAUGAAGCACUUUAUAUAGAAGCGCUGCAGAUUUUAAACCGGCUGAUGCAUUUUUUUCAUAGUGAUGUCGUUUUUGAUAAAACUAAAGCGUCUGCCCUUAAUCUCUUCUAACUUCAGUUCUUUACAUCGAAGCCACUUUUUCUUUUAUCAUUGUUUUUGCUCUGGACAUGACCUGAGCAUCAUGAUGCAAACGCCUCACCUGGACUCCACGUUGGAUUAGGAGCGCUGUGAUGUCAUUGGAGGGGCGGAGUCUACGGACAGGUGGAACCUCCACAUCCAGCUGUCUUCUGUUGGUCAGCUGAUCAGGUUUUUUCUGUGUAUGAGAGACUGAACUGAUGCACUGCGAGCACAUCGAUCAAUACAUCUGAUUGAUUAGGGAUUUAUAACUAAGUAUCUAUCAGAUCUGACUCCUCUGAUUUAACACAGUUUGACUCAUUCUGCUGAAUCCUGGCCCGAAAACAGAUGUUCAGAGGUCUUUCACUGAUCCACAGACCAGGGGUUGGACAAACACCCAGCAUGAUUUAAAUAGAAACUUAACUGACUCAGUGAAAUCACUACAAAUCAAUACAACAUCAUUUAGGCAUGUGAGUUUUAGAUAAAACCCGUCAAGGAAUUCUCCCAUGCUGCUUGAAGUACUCGCAUAUUUUACUUGGGUAGAAGUACCACACUGUAGAACUACUCAAAGUAAAAGUCCCACAGAUGUACUUAAAGUACCCAAAGUAAAAGUAUUCACUAUGCAGAAUGGCACAGUCCAUAUUAAUGCCUUUUACUGGAUGAUACAGUAAUUUGUCCAAGUUGAAUUGAAGGUAAAAUUCAUUUUUGGUACUGAAUAAGUAAGUACAGUAUCCUUGCUGCUUCUUAUGGCCUUUGUCCUUAUGUGGUUAGAACUGACUGAUUGAUUGAUUGUUCUGCAGUGAUUUUACUUCCUGUGUUGACGUUCUCCUGUGAGGAGGCGGACACUCCGCUGUCUGCGUGAAACGCCAACAUUACAUUGUGUCAUUUCCACAAAACUUCUAAAAAAAAAACUUGAAGAGUUUAAAAUGCUGCACAACAGCUGCAGAGUCUUAAUGCCAAAUGCGUUUUCAGCUUUGUUAAGCUCAUCUCAUAUGUUUAAUAAGCCACUAAUCUUCCAAGAUUCAUUAAAACAAAUGAAUCAAACUGUCUCAUCAUGUCUGAGACGUUUACUCAGAUGACGCUCACAUGUUAAACUCGGCAGAGUCAUCGGCACAGCUUCAGAAAUCAGAACUAAUAUCAGAUGUGAUGUUGCAGUGAUGUGUUGCUCGCAUUGCUCGUGGUGUGACCUCAGUUUCUAUCAGAGGUCACUGACCGUUCAUCCAUACAGGGCAGCAGAGUCACGGUGAUGCCAAAUGAUGCGAUCGGCCGGAUCACAAUGUUUGAUCUGUGACAUAAAUGACUGACAGAUUGUCUUUAUCUCCACAUGCCUGGAUCAAAAUCACUCGUUCCCAUUAAAAUCCAGAGAAGAAUAAGGUGGAAGGCCUGUGGGUGGAACGUCCUGUUGAGGCGACCACGGCUGCGGUCAGACAGUCAGCAAUAACACAAAAUGUAUCAUGUGACCACAUCACCAACAACAAGAAGUCUUCCUUAUUCUGUUUUCUCAGCAUGUUCUAGGUUGAACACAUCAACAACUCGACUGUUGGAGGUUUAAUGUUCAGUUACUGGCCAAGUGUCCAGCAAGACAACUGAAUGAGCAUCCUGAGCAAAAAAGGUCGUCUCACUGGUGGGAUCAGUUUGUGUGACCUAAUGGUCCUGAAUGUAGAACAUGGUAUGCAGUUGAAAGCUCAGAGAAAAGCCAGUAACUCGACAUUUGAGUUGUUCUGUCAUGUCUGGGCAGCACUUUCAGGAACAGGACAUCAGCAAACCGUGAACACAGUGCUGCAGUGACAGCUUUUGGUGCUGUGUUGCUUGUCCCGGUUGCCCCACCUGUUGCCUUGUUGCCCUGCAGGUUGAGCUGUAUGUCAGGCUGAGUCCAAAUGUCCACCCUCCAGUCUUAAGCCUAGAUAAGAACCCAGAUUUAUUUUCCAACAGUGUUCUUUAGGCAAUGUAGAGUCAGCGUCGCAUUUGAAUGAGCUUUGUGUCAAAUGAAAGUCGUGCAGCCCAGAAAUCACGUUCCAGCUCAGACCCGGUCUGUCUUUCAUGUAUUUCCACUCAGCUGAGUCAGAUUUAAGCUUCAGAUUUUCCUAAAAUUGAUUAUUGUUAUUGAUCUGGUAACCAUUUCCAGAGUCCUUAAAGAUUCUUCUGACUUUGUGGUUUAAAAAAAUCCUUUGCUGCAACACUGAGAUUUCUAUGCCUCCAUGCUACGGCCAAAGGCAUUAUGUUUUUGGGUUGUCUGUCCAACCCAUUCUUGUGAAUGCAAUAUGUCAGGAACGUGUCUCGAGAAUUUCUUGCAAUUUGGCACAAAUGUCCACUUGGACUCAAGGAUGAACUGAUUAGAUUUUGGGAAACAAAGGUCAAAGUCAGUGACCUGACAUCUGUCACAUUCCUGUGAAUUUGACUGAUUGGUGGAGGCAUACGACCAUGAAGCAUUCGUUCUAGUUAACCUGUUUCCCAUUUCAACUCAAGUUGCCUAACCAGAGGUUCAACCUGAACUCUUCUGAUUACAACGUUAUCCAAAUUAUUUGACUGUUAUUAUAUUGUACGUGUGAGCUUGUAUGUCAAAGGUCUCGUGGACUUCCAGAGUCUCCCCGGGAUCCCGAUUCUACCAGACUUUAGCCAGGAAGUUGCCUGUCAUCCGAUAUGGAUGUGGCAUUCUCAGUUUGUGCAAGCAUUGUUCCUUGAGGAGAUUGAGACCUUUCUGUCGCUUGAGCUCUGACUGGUGCUGUGCUAAUCACCUCAUGUUCAUGCAGUGGUCUAAUGGCACCAACUGGUGAAUCAGCUCUACCUGCUCUUUAUCUCCUUCACCCACUCAGCUUAGAUUCACACAGCAGGAUGGGGUGGAAAACAAAGAUAUUUUUGGACCGAUGUCUGGAAAUCCACUUAAAAUUUGAGCUACAUUUGGAUGGAAACUUGGCUUCUGAAAUCCCAACUCCAUUUCCAGGGCUGGCAUUAGCUCAUCCUGGUGCAGUCCAAAGGUCUGACAUUUGGAUUCAGCUGCAGCUGGUGGUUUCAGGGGCUGGGAUGUUUUUGUCACCAACCUGCUGAUGUGCUGGUGAUGAACAUUGUUCUGGCUGCAGUUGUAAACUGUAUUUUAUUUUUCUCUCCUGAGUUGUAACAGGUGCAGCUAAUGUGUUUGUGUGACCGUUUUCAGUCUGCAACUGUUUCCAUUAGCCAAACACCUCCUUCACUACAACAAUAAACCAGUCAGAGUUUCUGCAGCACAAAGACAUAGUGAAAAGCUUUUCAUCCAAACAUCUGGCCUAAAGGCCAGUGUGAGAGCUGUUUAAAAAGAUCAAGCCCACGUUAUUGUGGAGGACAUCUCUUCAUGUUGUUGUGUGCAGAACCUCCAGACUUCACUCUGACAUUUUGCUUUGAAGUGUAAAGAGCAUGUAUGUUAUAAAGCUGUUGACAUCAUGGUCACGGGACUCAGCGGUCCGAGCAUGUGGUCCAGUUGCACUAGACGGAGUUCUUUCAACACUGGCUUUAGUUUAAAGUAGCUGUAAAGAAUUUUAGAUGAACAGUGCUUGUAGCUGAGAUAUUAACACACAUUUAUUCAUAUUUAGACAUCCUGAAAAAAAAAAACUAGAAGGGCAGUGAAUGGAAAUAUUUAAAUGAGCUUUUCCACCCAUUUAUGCACAUUUAGUUUGGCUCAUGACACCGCUGUCGCCAGCAGAUUAACCUGCUGACUGCAGGAGCUGAAGAGUUUCAUUCCAACAUCAUCAUCAUUCCAUAAAUAUGACCCAGCUGGUGAAAGAGGAGGGCUACAAAUUGUACUUAUUUUCAUCAUUAUUUUUAUUAAAAAUGUCCGUCUUAGUUUCUGAGACCAGUGGAAGGUCUUCAGUUGUCAUUAUGUCAGGAAUACAAAUAUACUUCAUUUACUAUGAUUGAAAACUGAGUAUAGCACCAAGGCAAUAAAAAAGUUAUACAAAUAGGUUUUAACAGGAUUAAAGCAAAAUGAAACAAUAUUGUAAUCUCAAACAGACUAAACAAAUGAAACUGUAGAGUAUAAGAAGGAGUAAUGUCAAAUGAAUAAAAACAAAACUCAGUAAGUAAAACAAACGUAUUUUACCGGUGUAACAUUUCUCUGAAAAUGUUCCUAGGAAGUUUCUUGGAAAUAAUUUUAACUUUGUACUAAUUAUAAGAGGAAAACUGAAAAUUGAGUUCCAUUUAAAUUAUUGACUUGUUAAAGGAAACUUUAUUGAAUUUUCUGGUGCUACAGCAGCUCCUCGUACAUCAUCUACUGUAUAAGGCUGAACAUAGAACUUAGCUGUAAAUGUACAUAAAUGUGUUUUAUUAUAGCCUAUAUGUGCACGUUACUACGGUUUAGGAGUGCUAACGGGACACUGUUUAGUCAUUUAAACUAGCUAACAUUAUUAUCCUGUUUUGUAAAUUGAGGUAUAUUGUGUUGUUUUGUGAAAUGUAUUUAUAUCUUUCCAGUGUUGACUCAACCAGUCCUGCGUGUUCUUUUAUGAACACCAGCUUACAUUGUUAGCAUUUUGAUCAAGAGGCAUUUUAACUCUUUACUCCAAAUGGGUCAUAUAUUAGCUAGCUAACGUCAGCUUUAUCAGUUAUCUUAGCUAGAUAUAGAGAAUGUGAAGGUACAUCACUCCGUGUUGAAUGUUGGUAAGCAGGUGUGAUAGAGUGAAAAAUGGUGCAUUUUUCCAAAAUUCAACACGGGGUGACAACUUCACGUUCUCUGUAGACAGUCACAGCUGCCAUUAGUGGGUGUUAAUAUUUAGUAACAACUAAUCACUAGGUAAGAACUAGUUUUAAUUUUGUGAUAAAACUCCACUUUAACUCCACGUUUGAACCACGAUACAAUUACAAACAACUGCCGCAAACAAUUGUAGUUUAGCUGGGUCAGAAUUUUAUCAUUAACUUCAGCGUCAGUUGUUGUGGUUGAUAUGAAGGUUCUUGAUUAUCAAGAUGAACUAGAUUACAAAUAUUUAUCAAGUCUUGUCAAGUUCAUACUGUUCUACAUUUUAGAACUAUUCUUUUCAGAAGGGACUGGAACAUCCUGCAAGAAUUAGGCGGAAGACAUUUUUAAGAAGCUAAAAAUUAACCAACAAAUCUCCUGCAGCUGCUGGGUGUAAGCAUUAGUCCCAAAAAUACAAAGACUGUUGGAAUGAAUCUUUUCAGCUCCUCCAGUAAUCUGCUUCAGUCAGCACAUCCAGCCAAUCAGACGGUGUUGGGUGAAUAUGUGAGCUCUGGAUUAGGGACACGCCAGUCAGUCUUUAUUUUUGAUGUGAUAUUGUCAUAAUGAAUUGAUAUGAUCACUGACUAGAUCAGAAGGGAUCAGUGAGCCUCUGAUCACUGAGCCACUUCAAGCACCAGGUGACUGAACUUUUUUUUACAUCUCACUCACCUGUUCCAGGUGUGUACGGGAGAUGACAUCACAGCUGACGAUAGCUCUUCUUGUCCUUGUUUCUGUCAUUGGGCAACUGUUAGUUUCCUGUGCAGAGAAACAAACCUUUAAAAAACCCAAAACGAUCUUUAAAAAGGCUAAUUUGCAAAUAUAGCUUCAAUUCUGUUAGCACCUAGCAUCUUAUUAGCAUUUAGUAUGCUAACACAGGCCUUAGAGCUUAUUAGAGAGUCCCAACAGUCAUUUUCUUUCAGUCAUAAACCUGAAAGAUAUCUUUCAUGUCCAACAGCUGUGAGGGUCUGCGUGACAGAAACUUCUUCCCCCGUCCACAAGGGUCCGCCCUGAAUUUAGGAUGGUGAUCCUACAAAUGUGCUACUUGCAAAUCCAUUUGAAUUAAUUUGAAUAAAAGUGAGUAAGAUUUUAUUUGUUUAAAUGCAAUUUUCUGAAAUAGUAACACCCUGUGAGUAUGUAUCCAUUCAUUUCUUCUCUGAGCUGUGAAUUUUAAAAUGUUUUAACAAAAAUAUUAAUAUUGAUCGAUUGGGGCGUCCUUAAUUUUACAUUCACUUGUCAUUUUUCUAACAAAUCUUUGAUCAUCAUGCUCACUGCAUUUUAAAUAAGCCACCUUCAAUGUGAAGUCUGUUUUGCAGCUUCUUUAAGCCUGGAUUGGAGCUGAUGAAGGGCCGACGUUUUAAAGAAAGUGACCCAGAUGCAUGUCCAUGUUUUUCAGCUCUGUAUCACAGCUUCCUCUCCAUAGGGUGUGAAUAAUCUGCCAUUAGAUUCACAGGACUAAAACUGGUUUCUUUCAGAUGUGACUGUGUAAACAGGAGGUGACCAAGCAAAAAGUAGAAUUAAGAUGUAGGCCAACACGAGUUGAUCUGUCAGGUGUAACACUAGUGUUUAGGUUUCCUCUGCGGUAAAAAAUUGUAACAUUCAAGAACCUUUUCUUUGGGGUUUUAUAUUUAUCAUUUCUUAUGUAUAUUUGUUUUUUAAGAAAAAUAAUAAA
Molecule: messenger RNA, 9063 nt
Organism: Monopterus albus (swamp eel)
Lineage: Eukaryota; Metazoa; Chordata; Actinopteri; Synbranchiformes; Synbranchidae
Gene: slc44a1b
Product: solute carrier family 44 member 1b
Exons: 16
Coding region: 398-2446 (682 amino acids)
Biological process (GO): transmembrane transport
Cellular component (GO): membrane
Molecular function (GO): transmembrane transporter activity
Source: RefSeq, a predicted model, not a curated record